This is a messenger RNA of Paramacrobiotus metropolitanus, 2368 nucleotides long. RefSeq lists its product as uncharacterized. The coding region runs from base 353 to 2356 and encodes 667 amino acids. NCBI's taxonomy places the organism in Eukaryota, Metazoa, Tardigrada, Eutardigrada, Parachela, Macrobiotidae. Gene Ontology annotation, molecular function: protein binding. The record is from RefSeq and is a predicted model, not a curated record. The transcript has 5 exons.
UAGACAUAUCAAAAACGUAUUCAUCAGAAUUUUUGAUAUCUAUGUUAAAACUUCUAAGCGUUUAAAUGUUAUUACAGCAUUAAGUAAACCUACAGAAAUUAUCCUUAUUAGUUAUCACACUGUGACCGCAAGGUUUGCUCUUCAUGCUACUAUCGUAUUCAUGUUUAUUUUCUUAUUCUAUACUGUAUGAAUUUGUUGGUUAAUGUUAAUCAAUCUCUCAAGAGUCAAGAUGAAGGAAAGAACUGGAUAUCCGUAAAGAGAAAGGUUAAAAUACACCUGAUGGGAAUUUUCGUCACGUUGUCGUAAUCAGUCAUGUGGUACUACAGUAACUACACCCAUAUUCUCUUUGAUAAUGAGUAUCAGACAGCAGCCUCAUUCGCCAGACAUUCAACUGUGUUCCAAUCAUGGGAAAUCUUGUCCUCCAGCCGCUAGUUUGUUUUCUAAAUUGAUUCAGCACGAUGAUGCUCAUCACUUAUUAAAUGCCCAAUUUAAUCGAAAACCUUCUGGUCCAGUCGUUGCUUCGAUCUCAUCUCCCGUUUUACUGCAUCAUCCCGCAGACAGAAAUGUCGAAGCAUAUAUUAAGGAGAACGGUGCCCACAAGCCGUCGCCGCUACCCGGCCCUACAUCCAUGUGGAAGAACUGCUUCCAUAAGCAGUCCGAUCUUUCUUCGUCAGUUAUUGUACCGAAAUCCAAAUCUGAUGUGGGACCACGCUACCGCGCUACAAAUACUGACAAUAAUGCGCCCACACACCUCGGUCCGCAGCUGCAAAAAUCUCGAAGCUCAUUUCUCAAGAAUCUCCGCUUUCCCCGAAUAUUGCCGUUCCGUUCCGUAUCUAAAUCUACUUCUGUGAUCCAGUCUACCGUGGUAGAUGCCCCUAUUCCUGAAAACCGGGCUCUUUCGUCAAAGAAGGAGUCAGUACCGUCUAUGGAAGACGAAAGCACGGCUGGCCCGGAGUCUGAUGUAUUCCGGCGCAGCGCCACCAAACUGCCUAGCGCCAGUCGGUUGCCGGCGAAGUCCAUUUCCGCUAGGCCGACUACACAAAAUCCAUCACUUUUACUCGAUGAUGAUUUGGGAUUGCCAUCGCUGGCCACGCCACAGCAUGCAGACAUGGCUUGCGCUCGUUCCAGAACGGUCGCAACGAACGCUCGUACCCAAGGCCCAGUGUCCCAUGCUGUACGGGAUCCCAAAAUACAGGAACGUUUUACUGAAAUACGCAAUCGAUGGGCGAAAACAGCUAGAAUGCUGGAAGCGUCGAAAUGGACACUGGGAAAUAAACAAGAGCACGAAAAGCGCAUUGAAAAGCUCUUUAUCGAAGCUCAAGGGGAACAGUCGUACUGUGAUGUGGUGAUUGCUACCAGUGACCAUCAUACAAUAUAUGCCCAUUCUCUGGUUUUGGCUGCCCAUAGCAAAGCGUUCGAAAGACGCAUUCUGGAUAUGAACCCCGGAACAGGCCUCCCGGCUGUAUACAGUUUGAAUUUAAGUGAUAAGGUCACGGGGCCAGAUGUGGCGAAAGCAGUCGAGUGGAUGUAUCGUGGACACUGCCGAAUUGCUUCCGAUCGGCUUAUGGAUCUGACUAAAACAGCCCGAUUCUUCAAUAUGGUGCCGUUGGUGGUGGAAUGUCUGCGGCGCAAGGCAGCUAUCGACCUGGGUGACCAUCGGCGGGCGCGCCGGCACAUGGAAAAACAACUGCAUUACGAGCCGCUGCAUCUGUCCGAUCCCGGAGAUGUGGAGCCAGAAUCCCAUCAUUCGCACACCGUGAGAACCUUGUCCAAACACGAUAGCACGGCGGUAUAUGAAAAUUACCGCGAAAGAAACGAGGAGCUGGAUCAACACGAAACCGUAUCGGACGAACCAAUAAGUCGCAGGACGAAUAUUGCUGCCAAAAUAGAUACCGCCGGUAAACUUGACGAUGCUCCGCGCGAAGGUAUUUCUCGUGCAACCGUCUCCAGAAUAGAAGAGGAUGAUGUUUCCUUGAGGAAUAAAUCGGCGGAAAGCAUCCAGACGGUCGUUUCACUUACGGCACAACAGAUGUGUGAAAUCCUCAGUGAUGAUAAUUUGCAAAUUCAGUCCGAGUUGGAAGUACUGGAUGCAGCGAUGUCCUGGAUCGACUGCGCUCCGACGCAGAGGCAAAUUUUUAUUCACCAACUGCUGAAUUGUGUCCGGUUUUAUUAUGUUUCUAACGAUGAAUUGAAGCAAUGUUUUAAGCAACAUCCGUGGUAUUUUAAAUUGCCCGCUCUGCGCAAUAUGAUUGGGGAAGCAUUUCGCGCGCGGGCAUUGUUGGAAGCCGGUCAGCCACUGCCCGCUUACUUUAUCAUUCAGUCAAAUCGGUGUCAGAAUAAAAAACAAAGUAUAUAAACCAGCCCAUAU